UGAAACGAGGAAGCGACUUAUUACUUUCAAAAUUGGGCGUGUAGCGUAAAAACUAAAAUUAGCACUUUACUAAUUUACUUUUUUAAAUUUAAAAAAGUCACUAUAUUAUACAGUAAUAUACAUCUCAACAAAGAAAGUCGGGGUCAAGGAAAAGACAUUUGCUGCUGCGCAGUCGUUGUGUCAUGCAACAUGGCACUGGAGGAAGGUGCACGGAGCAGCAUCUUGCAGUUUCGCAGCAAAUUGGAGCAGGACAUCAAGCCCUCCUGCUUGAUGGACCACAUGGUUAGUGAUGAUGUGCUGACUGUGGAUGAGGAGGACGGGGUCCUGACCAAGGAAACAAGGAGGGAACAGGCGGUCGCCCUGUUGGAGCUGCUGCUGAGGAAGGAUAACCGUGCCUACAUUUCUUUCUACAAUGCACUGAUCAAGGAGAUGCACCAUGAUUUGGCCCCUCUAAUUGUUCAACCUAAAAGCAAAACAAAGAUGCACUCAUCAUCUGUGGAUUCCAGAAUUGUAACCUCCUUCUGUCUAACAGUCCAGACUGUUCUGAGUGAAGGCGGCGUGCCCCAGAGGCCCGUGGUAUUCGUCAGCAGACCAGAGCGUAACCGGAUUAGGGAGAAACUAUACCGGCUCCAGAAUGAGCCCGGCUGGGUCACUGUCUUCGGUAUGGCUGGGUCGGGAAAGUCGGUCAUUGCUGCUGAAGCUGUCAGAGACCACGCGCUCAUAGAAGAGUGUUUUCCUGGAGGCAUCAACUGGUUGUCCAUCGGCCAGCUGGAUAAACCAGACCUCCUGGUGAAAAUCCAGUCACUGUGCUUCCGUCUGGAGCAGAAGCUGGAUCCGCAGUCCCUCUCUCGACCUCCCAGCUCUCUUGAAGAAGCCAAAGAGCGCCUGCGCUUCCUCAUGCUACGCAAAUACCCAAAGUCUUUGCUCAUCCUCGAUGACAUCUGGGACAAUACAGUGUUGAAAGCAUUUGAUAUUCAUUGCCGGAUACUUCUGACUACCAGAAACAGAAGCCUGACUGAUUCCGUUAGCGGCGUUAAACAUGAAGUGGAAGUGGAAAGUGGUCUGGAUGAAAACAAAUCCCUGGAGAUCCUGGCUUUGUAUACUGACAACAAACCACAAGGGCUGCCUGAGGAGGCUCGUAGUAUCGUGAGAGAAUGUAAAGGCUCCCCUCUGGUUGUGUCCCUGAUUGGUGCUCUACUGAAAGAGAAACCCGACCGCUGGCAGUAUUACCUGCGGCAGUUGCAGCAAAAGCAGUUCAAGCGUAUAAGGAAGUCUUCUUCCUACGACUACGAUGCCCUGGACCAGGCCAUGGCUGCAAGCAUUGAAGUCUUACCUGCUGAAUAUCGAGAUUUCUACAGGGACCUCACAGUGUUGGAGAAGGAUGUCAAAGUACCUGCUCAGGUGCUGUCCAUUCUGUGGGAUCUGGAGCUGGAGGAGGUGGAGGACAUUCUUAACGAGUUUGUCAACAAGUCUCUGCUGUUUGUUGAGUAUCACCACAGACAAUACCUCUACUACCUCCAUGAUCUCCAGCUGGACUUCUUGGUUGAACAGAACCGUAGUCAGCUGGAGAAACUUCAUGCUAAAAUGGUGCAUCAGUACCAAAGGUACUACAAAGAGGGUCCUCCCACAUCAGGAGAUGAAGAAUGUCUCUACUGGAUCAGAUUCUUGACCUACCACAUGGCCAGAGCUAACCUCUCCCAGGAGCUCUACGCUCUGUUGUUCUCUUUGGAUUGGGUCAGCAUCAAAGUCCAGCUCAUGGGUCCAGCUCACCUCAUCAAUGACUAUGUGGAGUACGGACCCAUUCUCGACAAAGAGAACAGUGAAGUACGCAGUCAGUUCCAGGAGUUUUUGUCUCUGAACGGCCACCAGCUGGAGCUGCGUCCAUUCCCUGACGUGGUGCAGCUUGCUCUGUCUGAGCCGCACACCUCCGAGGUCCACACACAGGCUCUGCUGCAGGCGCGGCAGCGGGCCAGUGCAGGAAAACUCUACUUUGACCUGGUGAAUAAGAGCGGCGCAGAGAGUCUGUCCCGCCUGGUGAUUCAGCCCCAUCAGGGUUCCGUCUACUCUGCCUGCUUCUCCCACGACGGAGCAAGGAUCGCAUCCUGUGGAGCCAGCAAGAUGCUGAAGGUGUUUAAAAGCACUUCAGGUGAAAAGCUGACUGAGAUCCAGGCUCACGAGGAUGAGGUUCUCUGCUGCGCCUUCUCCCCCGAUGAUCGUCUCCUGGCAACCUGCUCCAGUGACAGGAAAGUCAAGGUGUGGAAUGUUGAGCGAGCGAUGCUGCUCAGGAUCUUUCAGGAGGAACAUGAAGAACAGAUCAACCACUGUCAGUUUACAAACACAAUGCGGCGCCUCCUGUUGGCAACCUGCUCAAAUGACAAGCUGAUGAAUGCCAAGCUGUGGAACCUGAACAAGCCGACCUCCCAGAACACAAUGUUUGGUCACUUUGAGCCGGUCAACCACUGCUGUUUCUCCCCUGACGAUGUCUAUGUAUCCACUUCCUCCAGCGACGGUACUAUUAAGCUAUUUCAGGUGUCCUCUGCCAACGAGUGGAAGACGAUUCAAGUGAAAAACAUGUUUCCAGACAGCGACGAGGACGUCCUUGUUAAAUGCACUACCUGGUCCACCGACGGCAAAAGAAUCAUGUGUGCUGCCAGGAACACUGUCUUUGUGUUUGACGUGGAGACAUCGGACAUGUUAUUAGAGCUCAAGAGCAAUCGUAUUAGCAUAGUGCAAUACUGUCACGCUUGUCCUACCAGCAGUUUGCUGGCUAUCGCUUUCUCAAACUACACUGUCGAGCUCUGGGAUCUAGAGGCCAAUAAGAAGAAGACUGAGUGCAGUGGUCACCUGAGUUGGGUCCAUCGUGUCCAGUUUUCUCCUGAUGGCUCACAGCUGCUUUCCUGCUCUGAUGACCACACAGUCAGGUUAUGGGAGACGAAGAAGGUGCACAUCUCCUCAGCCGUCUGCCUGAAAAGAGACUCUGACGUUCUCUUUAACAAUGAAGAAAUCAUCGUGUCGGCUGCAGACAACUGCAACAGGUUGCAGGUUCGUGAUGGUAGAACAGGAUCGGUGCUGCUCCAGUCUGAGGAGAAGAAGUCCAGGAUCCGUUGUACCUGUAUGUGCAGAAAGCCUCCUGCUGUAGCCUUUGGUCAAGAAGACGGGACAGUACAGGUGUUGGAGUUGCCUGCUGGGACGCUCCUGGCCACUUUGCUGGGACACGUGAAAACUGUGCUGCACUGCCAGUUCAGCCACAACGGCCAGCUGCUCAUCACGUCAUCUGAGGAUGCCACCAUAAGGGUGUGGAGGUGGCAGUCAGGUGAAUGCAUUUUACUACAGGGUCAUAAGGAGCAGGUCAGAUGUUUCUCUCUACUGUCCAACUCACCUGCUGACUCCAGACUGCUGUCCUGGUCCUUUGACGGCACCGUCAAGGUGUGGGACAUAGAAAGCGGGGCGAAGCUGCAGGAUCUGGAAGCUCACCGGGGAGCCAUUCUGGCCGGACGUGUUUCGCCAGCAGGAAGCUACUUUGCCACCACCUCUGCUGACAAGACUGCUAAGCUUUGGCAUUGUGAGUCCUGGCAGUGUGUCCACACACUGAGUGGUCAUCAGGAUUGCGUCCGCAGCUGCCAGUUCUCUUGGGAUGGCCGACGCCUUGCAACAGGAGACGACAACGGAGAGAUUAGGAUCUGGAGCAUCAAGGAUGGCUCUUUGCUGAAGAUUUGUUCCCGGGAGGGUAAGGAUGGCAUGGACUCCCUUCAUGGAGGUUGGGUGACUGACCUGCACUUUUCACCAGACAACACUCUCCUGGUUUCAACCGGAGGUUAUAUUAAGUGGUGGAAUGUGGAGGCCGGUGAAGCUCUGCAGACCUUCUUUCCAACUGGAACCAGGCUGAAGAAGAUCCACGUCUCGCAUGACUUCUCCACCUUCGUCACUAUCGACAGCAUGGGCGUCCUCUACGUCCUGCGGCGGGUGGCGUAAUCAAAGCGCUGCCUCCACUCUUGCCUCCCAACUGUGAUGCCUUUUUCUUUUUUUUUCUUUCUAAAAAAAAAAAAAAAAAAAAAAAGCUGUGAUGUCCCAGAAUCAUCCACCUUAGAUACAAACUUAGCUUUUCCGCACGUUCUCAGCAUGAGGUGGAGCGCUGCAGCCACUUAGCACACUGUGGUGUUAGCUCGCCAUGCUAACUCGUCUUAAUCAGUUUACACCAGCAUUACAUGAAAUGUUCAACAGCGCUAAUUAACCGCUGUCAGCUCUGGUGUCGCUGCACCAUGACGGGCAUUUACAAAAAAAUUUUUUUUUUUUUUUUUUUUUUUAACUCUUGUCAAGAUUCAUGCUGUCAUCUUACAGUUUGAAACACAGUGCUAGCAUGAGUUUUUGUGUCGCUAAGAGAGCAGAUUCUUGUAUGGGGGGGCACAAACUCUCCCCCCCCCCCAAAAAAAAAAAACUUAUGCAGCCUUCUGCAGAUUUUUCAAAUCAUAAUCAAUAAGGAGGUCAGAUUGACAUGAUAAUGAGAUGCAACCGUUGCAUUACUUUAAUGUGAAUCAGAUUUUUAAUUUGUCUCAUUAGGGUAUUGAGAUUUUCUACUCCACCGUGUGUUAUUGAUGGACAGUGGCUGUGAACACGUAUUGAUCUGAGUCGUGAUGCAUUAGCUUCGACUGCACUGUGACUUUGAUUUUAAGGUUUUUUUUGUUGUUUUAAUGCUACUUUUAGGUGUUCAAAGUGUUUGAAAUGUGAAAAAGUAUGAAAAUUCUUGCAAAUUGCUCCAAUUUUUCAUACAGGCCUCAAAUUUGGCAUGUGCAUCACUUAAUCAGGGCUAUACGUAUUUGGAGAGGGAGCCGAUCUUUGUAAUUUUCUUUUUCAACUCCACCACAGUUUUACCACCACAGACAUUAACAUGAUGAAGUCAAGAUCCAGUUGUAGUGCAGAAUUUUAGCUUUAAUUCAAGAGGUUCAACAAAAAUAUUAUCCUUUUAGCAGUUACAACCAUUUUUAGGCAUUAUCCUACAUAUCAAUAUUUCCACAUUAUCAUGUUCAGUGAAAAUAUGUGGGUUACUGUAUUGGGUGGAAUUCUUUUCUGAAUCUACACCAAGACCGGGUACACGUGCCAGUUUUGGUGACUAUGACAGUUCAGGAUGUUCUCUUGAUAGUUGCCUUUUAUUUAUGCUAACAGCUUUAGUCUGAGGUUAUUAGAGGGGAUGUGUGUGUGUUGUAUGGGAGAUAUUUUGCUGUACCGCCAGCGUACAACCUCUGGUGCACUUUGAGAAGUGUUAAAAAUUAAUAGCAUGAUUAACGUUGAAAGAUUAGGCGUUUUAAAAUGGAUUCCGUAGUCCUUUCGAAGCCUGUGAACCUGUUUGUACUCUGAUCAAAGUUAAAUGUUUCUACAAAAAAAUACUACAGUAUGUAAUUUAUAAUUAAAUAUAAAUGGGCUAAUGUAAAAGACACUUUAUUAUGCAUUCUGCUUUGUUGCUUGAUCUUUUUUAAUAAUUUUGUACCCGUCCUUUGAACUUUGUAGACCACUUCAGCGUCUUACUACUGUUUGUGCUUCGUUUUGAUGCAGUACAGAUGUGUUUAUCCUCAUGUAUGUGUCCAGGAAGCAGGUGCUCCUUCAUAUGCUGUAAUCUCUCAGAUGUGUUCACGCCUGUCUGCUACUAUAUGCAACAGGUUUGUCGUCGUGUCCCACAGUAGCCUGCAUUCAAGGUUCUUGAACUGGAGCACUAUCUCCACCUGGUGGACAUUAACCUUUAAUGCAGGUGCAAUAGAGGUUUUUGCUAAGAGCGCUCAUAUGAUUUAUUUACUUUUUUUAUAUCCUGGUGGUACCACUAUAGAAUAAAGUAAAUUCCUUUACAAAGUUUGACAAAACUGUGAAAACACUAACAGUUAGCUUAUGCGGUCGCAUGUGUUGUCACAGUUACAUAUGCUAAUGCCUUUCAUGUGGCAAUCUCAGAAACUUUCAUCACUUGAAAAUUGCCUUAUUACUCUAGAAUCAGGGCAGAAUCAUAAUGUCCUCUGUGGAGAUAAUAAAAGUAAGAAUUUGAACUUUUUUUUUUUUUUUAACUAGCCUCUUCACAUUGUGCUCUUCCUGAUUGGUGCUUUCAGUCUGUAAAAAUUCAAUCAAGGUGGUUCGAUCAAAGAACGUCUGCUGUAUGAUUGAUGUCUUCUCAGGAUGUAUUGAUGCUGUUAUCUGCUACGGUACAAUGUGACUAAUUUAUUAAAGCAGAUAUGGAAUC
Molecule: messenger RNA, 6217 nt
Organism: Thalassophryne amazonica
Lineage: Eukaryota; Metazoa; Chordata; Actinopteri; Batrachoidiformes; Batrachoididae
Gene: apaf1
Product: apoptotic peptidase activating factor 1
Biological process (GO): apoptotic signaling pathway; regulation of apoptotic process
Cellular component (GO): apoptosome
Molecular function (GO): ADP binding; protein binding
Source: RefSeq, a predicted model, not a curated record